AUGUGGGUCCAUCCGCAUUUGCACACUCCACUAUUACCAUCCCGACUAGAACUCCAAUCCGACACUGACCAACAAGCACUCUUUGAUGAAGCUUCUGCGAAAUGGACCAGCUAUGGAGAUGCGGUGGAUUACAAUUUUGCCUAUCUUCGUCAAGACGAGACCUUUCCACAGUUUCAAGUGACGGUCCGGAAUUCCACCACGAUUGGUGUGGAUACCGUUUAUGGGCAGCCGCAAGAUCGAUACGUCUUUACCAUGGAUCAGUUGUUGGGAUACAUUUCCGAGUCUCUCAUAAUAAUGGGAAGCUAUGUCUCGCUGCCGAUUACGACAAAACGUAUGGAUACCCGACAUUCUGGAGUAUCGAAAGUCUCGAUGGAAACAUCCUAG
Molecule: messenger RNA, 384 nt
Organism: Cylindrotheca closterium
Lineage: Eukaryota; Bacillariophyta; Bacillariophyceae; Bacillariales; Bacillariaceae
Source: the annotation of a GenBank genome assembly